This is a messenger RNA of Protopolystoma xenopodis, 447 nucleotides long. The record is from the annotation of a GenBank genome assembly. NCBI's taxonomy places the organism in Eukaryota, Metazoa, Platyhelminthes, Monogenea, Polystomatidea, Polystomatidae.
UCAUCUUUUGUUAAUGGAUUCGAGCCCAAUCCAUCCCGCUUUGAGAAUAUGUCAGUCGACGCCGAUGAAGAGGCUAUUGAUGCUCGGCGUACCUGGAUUGAGGCCUGUUUCGCCUCGCUAUCUGAACCCUAUAUCAAGGUUUUUGGCCCCAUGCCUUCCUUCCGGGAAGUUGGCCUAGUUCCAGCGCUUUUCGCCCGCCUUUCUUUUAUCUAUCGCCUUGUAUGCUGGCCACUUCAUCUAGUGUUUUGCUGCACAGUACCUGAUUGUCGGCUUCCUCGCUGGCGCCGGAUGCGUGCCCAUUGGGCCAGUUUCAUCAUUUGUUGUUUUUGGAUAGGCUUCUUUACUACUGGAAUGAUCUGGAUGAUCACUGUUGUAGGUGGGCAUCAAGGCUCUGUUUUCCGAAUACUGCAAGCAUACUCACACUCGUGUCUAUUGAGCUAUGAUUAA